Molecule: messenger RNA, 2868 nt
Organism: Biomphalaria glabrata
Lineage: Eukaryota; Metazoa; Mollusca; Gastropoda; Planorbidae
Exons: 1
Coding region: 883-2868 (661 amino acids)
Biological process (GO): proteolysis
Molecular function (GO): nucleic acid binding; aspartic-type endopeptidase activity; zinc ion binding
Source: RefSeq, a predicted model, not a curated record
GUGAUUGUGUUUGUAUAGACCAUCGUUGACAACACCUUAUAGAACCUUGGUUGUAAGAUGUGAGGAUUUCUAUGUUUAUUUAUUGUAUUUAUUAUUAUUCCAUUGGUUGACUAGGUAAAGCGGGGUGACGGCCCUUGAGUAUUAUUAUUGUUGUUGUUAGAGGCCAGAGUUGUGGAGCUUAGCCGUACGAUACGAGUUAUAUGGAAGUCAGUUUAUAAUUAUGUACAUAUUCAGUUAGUUAACGUUUGAUGAGUUGUCUUCAGCUACUGAUACCUUGAUUUACUUUUAUUAAAGUUAUAUAUUUUAUUGUUAAUUAAUCUCUGGCGUCUCUUGAGUUAUUGAAAGAAGUAUUACUAGUACGUUCUGUGUCAAGUAUAAUCCCUGUAAGGAGUUCACAACAAUCACAACAAUGGUGGAGCAGCAAGUGUGUCAACAAGUUGACAGGUGAACUAAUUCAUCCUUAUAGUUGUUAUCUAUUAUCUUCUGGUCAGCAGUAAGCCCUACUGACUUCAAAUAUAGGGCUAGAAAAUCAAUUAACUCAGGGACUAAAAGGCUUGUCCUAAAGUAUAAGAACAAACCUAAGUCCAUAAAAUGGCCGAGAAAGUAUACGGUGACCUACUAAAACUAUAUGAAACGGGGAAGAGUCUUGGCUACCAGAGAGAAGAAUUGGACGAGUGGGUUGCUAAAAUCAUAAGACAGAAUGAGGAGAGAGAUACUAGAAUGGAAGAGAGGAAAGAAAAGGCGAAAGUAGAAGAGGAAGAACGGAAACAAAGGGCGAAAGUAGAAGAAGAAAAGGCGAAAGUAGAAGAGGAAGAACGGAAAUAAAGGGCGAAAGUAGAAGAAGAAGAAAGGAAAGAAAAGGCGAAAAUAGAAGAACGGAAGAUGGCAAUGCUGGAAGAAGAGAUGAGAUUUAAAUGGAAACUAGAAGAGGACCAAGUAGCGGCCAAAAUAAAAAGAGACGACGAGGAAUCGAAGGCCAAAAUUGCCGCAAUCGAAAAAGAGAGUAAAGCAAAGGGUGUAGAGGAGCAGGAAAAUAGAGACACGAGGAAAAGAAAUACGCCCCAAACAAAGAGACAAAAAUUCGUGGAAGGCACGGAUAAGAUGGAUGCAUUUAUCAACAGAUUUGAAAUGCUGAUGAAACUUGAAAAGGAACCACAACACGAAUGGGCCAUACAACUUCUCAGUUUGGUCGGAGGAAAGGCCCUCGAUGCACUACAAGUCCUAAGCGAUGACGAGGUAGCAAACUAUGCCAUCCUCAAGAAAACAUUACUUGAUUUCUAUCAAUACAGCGAGGACGACUACCGACAGAAGUUUCAUGAGCUAAAACCACCAUCAGACGGCAACAUGAAGCAAUUUGUUUCUGAUGUGAAAAUAACGUUCGAAAAAUGGGUUCAAGCGUCUGGAAUUGAAGAAUCCUUCGAGAGUCUAAAGCAGUUUAUCAUCGUGGACAAAAUCGUAUCAACUGCUGGGAAGCAUUUGUUUGCUUUCCUACAGGAAAGAAAACCGAGAAGUGUGGAGACCGUUAUGGAACUGUGUCAAACUUAUGUAGCGGCACAUCCGGGCGAAAUAUUACAAAAGGUUGAAAACAAUGAAGAAAUCGAAUUUGCCGCAGCAGCAGUCUCUACAACAGCACGAUUUACAAAGGAAGAAACAGCACAACAACAUAGUUCACCACAAAACAGAGAUACACAAAGAGAACGAAAUGAUUAUAGACUAAAUCAGUCACCGGCCCAGAGAAGUGAAGUGAGAUGCUACAACUGUGGGAGAAUGGGGCACAUAGCGAAGUAUUGUCGAGAUGCCCGGAGAACAGAAUUCUACAAGGACGAUGUUGUAGCCCAUGUUGGAGGCUUGGCGGAUAGCCUUUCACCGUACGUAUGUCCAGCUAUAGCAAAUGGCUAUCAUACCCACGCCCUGCGCGAUACUGGGGCCACCAAAUGUGUACUCUUAGCUAAACUUGUGAGACCUCACCAGUACACUAAGAGACAAUGCAAAGUACAAGGUUUCGGAGGGCAAAUAAAGAGCUACCCAACAGCUAUAGUACACAUUAACUCUCCGUAUUUCAAUAAAAAGGUUGAAGCUAUAGUUGUUGAGAAUGGUCCAUUCGAAGUGGUGAUAGGGAAUGUACCAAAUAUAGAGUGUCCCAGUGAGGCUCAGAUCGACAGAUGGAAACAAUUUUUUAACUGGGAGCCAACACAAGAAGCUGAUGACAUCGAUCAAUCAGCGACGACUGAAGUUCAACGCCAACAACAAAUGAGACAAGGCUACGAUCCUAAAGACGUAGAAAAUAGUAGUCAAACAAUACCUUUAGAAACGAUACAACAAGUUGAAGACAGACAACAAAAACUAAAACCAGAACAAGAAAGUUUUGAUCAUGUUGGCAGUAACGAAAAUAAGGAAGAUUUAUGUGUGCACCAGACGGCCAUAGUUAAAAGCAACCCAAGGAAAUACCCCACUAGUGUUACAGAAGGCGGAAAAACGGAAUUUGACGUCGUCGAAGAAGAGAAACGAAAGGAAACAGCAAACGUAACCGGUCCAGGUGGUUCUAAUGUGAAGGGCAGUAGAGAUUCUGCUGGCCAAAGUAGCUGUAGGACGAGUGGAUGGUAUCUAUGGUACAGAGAAAAUGGCAAUGGAGGAAGGCGGCAGUACCCAGAGGACCGAGGAGAAUUCCAGCCUCAAAGAUACCAAGGCUAUCAAGGACGUAGACCGUGUUACAGACGCAAUAGAUAUUAUGGCAGCCCACCAGCCAACAGAUACUAUGGCAACCCGCCAGUCAACAGAUACUAUGGCAGCCCACCAGUCAACAGAUACUAUGGCAGCCCACCAGCCAACAGAGACCACAGAGAGAAACGUUUUACAACUAUGUUCUAA